Molecule: messenger RNA, 1878 nt
Organism: Trichophyton rubrum CBS 118892
Lineage: Eukaryota; Fungi; Ascomycota; Eurotiomycetes; Onygenales; Arthrodermataceae
Exons: 3
Coding region: 1-1878 (625 amino acids)
Molecular function (GO): long-chain fatty acid transmembrane transporter activity; long-chain fatty acid-CoA ligase activity
Source: RefSeq, a predicted model, not a curated record
AUGGCGCUUGCAGCUGCUAUUGCCGGCGGGACGGCGCUGGCAUAUCUCAAUGGGAAAUACCAGCUGGCUUCUGAUAUAUCCUCUAUCAUUUCAAUGAGAAGAAGCGAGAGAAACGUUGCUGCAAGAGUCGCGAAUGGCACCAUUUGCCCGUGGUUCUUGUUUGAGGACACGGUAAAGAAGUACCCUUCUGUCCGCGCCGUCUGGACACGAGAGACAUGCUACACCUUUCGUGAACUCCAUGAUGUCGCCUGUCAGUAUGCACACUACUUUCGCUCCCAGGGUGUGCAGCGCGGCCAGCUUGUAGCUACAUACCUGCAAAACUGCGCAAAUUUUCCUGCCACAUGGCUGGGUCUAUGGUCAAUCGGCGCCGCACCGGCAUUCAUCAAUUAUAACCUGGCUGGAGCAGCGUUGCUACACUGCGUCAAAGUCAGUGGCGCCAGCAUAUUGAUUGUUGAUAACGAUCCCAUGUGUAAAUCCAGGAUAGAAGAGGAACGUUCAAAAAUCGAGAAAGACCUUCAUAUCACCCCCGUCCUGCUUGACGAGGAUUUCAAGAAGCAUAUCGAUUCUUUACCGAAGACUCCACUGGAUGUUUCACUGCGUCAGAACAUGUCUCCCUCAUUCCCAGGAUGUCUCUUUUAUACCAGUGGAACAACCGGUCUCCCCAAAGCCUGCGCAUUCACCUUGGAGCGCAUAAGCCAGCUCUUCGGCACUCGGGCAUUACGUGAUUCCCCCGGCGGACCCGAUAGAUGGUACAACUGCAUGCCUCUAUACCACGGGACAGGAGGAAUUAACAUGAUUGUUUGCCUGGUAGGCGGUGUCUGCGUCGCGCUGGGCAAACGAUUCAGCGUGUCCUCGUUUUGGCACGACAUUAUCGACUCUGAAUCCACGCAUUUCGUCUACGUAGGCGAGAUAGCAAGAUACCUCCUCGCUGCACCUCCCUCGCCAUUGGACAAAGCCCAUUCCGUACGCUGUGCGUAUGGUAACGGUUUGAGACCCGAUGUAUGGGAGAAGUUCAGAACACGUUUCAAUAUCUCAACCAUCGCGGAAUUUUUCGCUAGUACAGAGGGCAUGUUUGCAUUAUUCAAUUUUGACCGUGGGCCGUACCAGGCUGCCUGUGUCGGCCAUCAUGGUCUUAUACUUCGGAAACUGCUGCAUAAUGUCUAUGUACCUGUAGCUAACGACCCAGUGACGGGAGAUAUCCUGCGCGAUCCCAAAACUGGGUUCGCUACUCGCAAUCCCUAUGAGGUCGGAGGGGAGAUCUUGGUGGCUAUUCCUGAUGAAAAGGCGUUCCAGGGCUAUUGGGACAAUCCAUCCGCUACGUCGAAGAAGUUUGCCCGUGAUGUGUUCAAGAAGGGAGAUUUGUAUUAUCGAUGCGGAGAUUCCCUGCGUCGAACUAAAGACGGACACUGGCAUUUUCUCGACCGUCUGGGCGAUACUUUCAGAUGGAAGUCUGAAAACGUCUCUACGGCCGAAGUAGCUGUGGUGCUGGGCCAGUUUUCUGGAGUCGCUGAGGCUAAUGUCUAUGGCGUCACUGUGCCAAAUCAUGAAGGACGAGCAGGCUGUGCCGCUCUCUUGAUUGAACCACAAGCCCUUUCUAGCUUUAAAUGGGAUACAUUCCUCAGACAUACUCGUGAGAGGCUGCCUAAGUAUGCAGUGCCAGUCUUUAUAAGGCUGGUAAAUUCCUCUGCACAUAUACAUAACCACAAGCAGAACAAGGUUGGACUACGGGAAGAGGGUGUUGAUCCAUCUAAGAGAGGAACAAAAACCGAGGGUGGAAAAGAGGAUAAGAUUCUAUGGCUUAAACCAAAGAGUGAUACAUAUGAAGAGUUUAAAGAUCAGGAGUGGGAGAGUCUUACUGCAGGAGGUGUAAGACUAUAA